This is a messenger RNA of Eremothecium gossypii ATCC 10895, 1152 nucleotides long. RefSeq names its product FG-nucleoporin NUP49 (gene NUP49). The transcript has a single exon. Bases 1 to 1152 code for a protein of 383 amino acids. NCBI's taxonomy places the organism in Eukaryota, Fungi, Ascomycota, Saccharomycetes, Saccharomycetales, Saccharomycetaceae. Gene Ontology annotation, biological process: nucleocytoplasmic transport. Gene Ontology annotation, cellular component: nuclear pore. The record is from RefSeq and is marked provisional. Gene Ontology annotation, molecular function: structural constituent of nuclear pore.
AUGGAAGGCGCACUACACAGGCAUACCGGGAAAACAAGAGCACUCGGGCCAUCAAAGCAUAUGUUCAGCUUCGGGAAUCAAUCAGGAACCGGUGGGGCCCAGGGUAGCAGUGGACUUUUUGGGCAGGCGGCUGCGCAGCCUCAGACGGGGGCUGGGAGCGGAGGUCUUUUCGGACAGACAACAGCUAGCGGCGCGACCACAGGGACUAGCUUCGGACAGACUGGUGCAGGCGGCGCCGCUACCGGCGGAGGGCUCUUCGGGCAACAAGGCGUGUCGAACAGUGGGGGUCUAUUUGGGCAGAAUGCCGGUGGGUCUUCCGGAGGGCUCUUCGGGAGGGAUACAACUGGGACAGCGAAGCCCGGUGGGCUGUUUGGCACUCAGAGCACGGGCGGCGGCGCAUUUGGCAGUAAGCCAGCUGCCACUGGCGGGCUCUUUGGUGGUGCCGGCGGCGGUGCGCCUGGUGCCCUGUUUGGCACGCAGGCUGCGCCUCAGCCGCAGCCGUCAGCGUUACAUUCCAUUGCCCAACUUCCGAUCACCUCCAUGACGCGCAUUGGCGACUUGCCGCCCCAGGUGCGCCAGGAGAUCGAGCAGCUGGACCAGUAUAUCCAGCGCCAGGUCGCCAUAUCGCAUCACCUGCGGGCAGAAGAAGACGAGCAUCUCGAGCUGAUUAGCUCUAUUCCGCGCGACGUGCAAUUCAUCAUGAAGACAUAUUCUCUUACGACACAAUCGCUGCAGCAAGAUCUCAAGCGUAUUCAGGCCAUCAAGGCUCUCACCGACGACAACAUCCGGGACUCUGAGUGCUUCUCGCUCAUCCUGAACCAGCUGCUCACCCCCGGGACCAAGGUUUCCUCUGCAGAGCUGCAGAAGUUUUUCCAGGAGAAGAUACAGCUGUACAGGGUACGUCUUGACGAGUACUUUCGUGUGCUAUCAGACAUCAAGAGCGCUGUAAAUGGCCUCGAUUCCGAUAUGUUCGGCUCCCAGGAGAAUUCGACAGAAUACGCGGAACCAACCAAAACCGGGAUCAAUUCUAUUGUAGCUACGGUAAUCGAAGAAUUCGAGCUAUUCAUGGACAUGGCAGAGCGGGUUGCACAGCUACAUCAACGUGUCAAGGAGCUAAACGGCUCGGGCAAGAACCCUGUCAUUUCGUCAUAG